Molecule: messenger RNA, 327 nt
Organism: Candidozyma pseudohaemuli
Lineage: Eukaryota; Fungi; Ascomycota; Pichiomycetes; Serinales; Metschnikowiaceae
Product: mRNA splicing protein
Exons: 1
Coding region: 1-327 (108 amino acids)
Biological process (GO): RNA processing; spliceosomal snRNP assembly
Cellular component (GO): SMN-Sm protein complex; catalytic step 2 spliceosome; commitment complex
Molecular function (GO): RNA binding
Source: RefSeq, a predicted model, not a curated record
AUGAACUUGCCGCUGGCAACAAAUCAGCCUGUGACCGUGGAACUCAAAAACGGUAACUCCGUAAACGGACAGGUGCUUACAGUCAACCCUUCGAUGAACAUCACCAUGAAGAACAUCAAACUUAUACAACCCCAUCAGGACCCACAACUCAUGCCGUUCAUAAAUAUCAGGGGCAACCAAAUCAGACAAGUUUUGCUACCUGACGAUCUAAAUAUUGACAGCUUGCUUGCGAAAAGCGUGCUCAAGCCAAAGGGACCAGGAGCUGGACCAGGAAAACAGACCACAAAGAAGCCUUUCAGAAGAGCAGGCGGCAAGCGUGCAUUUUAG